Exophiala aquamarina CBS 119918 is the source of this 3009-nucleotide messenger RNA. RefSeq lists its product as uncharacterized. The transcript has a single exon. Gene Ontology annotation, cellular component: mitochondrial small ribosomal subunit. NCBI's taxonomy places the organism in Eukaryota, Fungi, Ascomycota, Eurotiomycetes, Chaetothyriales, Herpotrichiellaceae. The coding region runs from base 1 to 3009 and encodes 1002 amino acids. Gene Ontology annotation, molecular function: structural constituent of ribosome; methyltransferase activity. Gene Ontology annotation, biological process: translation. The record is from RefSeq and is a predicted model, not a curated record.
AUGCUUUCUCGGUUCACGACUGCUCGUCUAUGCCAUGGCUGCCGAUCGGAUCUACAAGUCCUGUUUGAACGGGGAUUCUGUACUACCAGACCCGUCCUAAAGUCACAUCUGCUUCGUCCUCAGUGGCGCAACCGAAGGAUCAACCUUCCGCAACCCUCCCGGCCUUACUAUGCGACCGCCACUAGAUUGCAGCAGGAUCCCAACGCUGAAAGCGCACCUUGUAAUCCGACAGUGGCAGAUGCUGAGCCAUCCAAAAAUGCCUACACUCGAUUAGAAAAGCUUGCGGGGCUGGAAAGAAAACUCGACGAGCUACACAGGAGACUCUAUGAUUCAGUUCAAGAAGCAGUGGAUGAAAUACAACCACCUGAUGUCGCGGAUGUCAAACAGCCCAUCAACCCCCGAAAUGUCCGCGAUUUAUUAGUCGUGCGAGCACAACACCUGGUGGCAAGUCUGCGCAAUUCAGGAGCGCCGCACGAACAGAUCGCGCGAGAGGCGAGACAGAUCUUCGGUGAGACAUUGCCUGAAGACAUUUUGAGUGACAACGAAUACAAAAUAUAUACCAGACUCUACGGAGAGCCGAUACCCGAAGAAGAAUUCUUUGAUGGAGAGGGAGAGGAACUUCUGGAGCCUGGUACCACGACCCUUCUUGAUCAGGACGGCGAACUUGUCGAGUACGUUGGCAGAGAAGACGAGGUCGUCGAUUCCGAAGAUGUCGAGAAUGACAUUGAGGAAAUCGAAGAAGACAACGGCACGAAUAACAACAUUGUUCUCUCUUCGGAUGGGCCUCUGCCUCCCACGCUGUUAGUUUCGAACUCGCAAAGACUGGAGGUGAUUGCACAAACAGUAAAUGGCCAAAUUGUGGAGGAACAGGAAUUGCUGGAGGAGGUAGAAGACGACGAAGAUGCUUCUUCCAGAACCCACCCUUUCACUACUGUAGGAAAGUUCGCCAAUGAUCCUGGCAACGUCCAACUCCCAAUGGAUCGAUUUGUUCGGCCUGUGGAAAGUAUCAUGAGUGGUUUCUCCAACAAGCACCUCAAGGAGAUCAGUGAGAAAACCUUCGGUGGUCCAGGUCUUCCAGACUCGGCACUGACCCCUAGAAGUGGCCGCACGCGAGAACAAGUUCCCAUUCCUCUCUCAGCGGCUGAUCAUAACAUGGGCGAGAUGGAGGCAAACUCUUUCAUUGCCACUCUAAUGCCUCCUACAUAUGCCGCCAUCACCUCCGUCUUGGUGGAGACGCGCAAGCGUCUUGGCAUAACCUGGCUGAACAAUCUUUUGGCAAAAGAAGGUGGCCCUCGCGUCCUUGACGCCGGUUCUGGGGGGGCAGGUAUUCUUGCAUGGAGAGAAAUUGUCCAGGCCCAUUGGAAUGCCCUUCACACCUCUGAUCUGACCCCACCCGCGCCUCCUCGGACGAAAUCAGUUGUCCUUACAGGAUCACAUACUUUGAGGCACCGGUCUGCCGAGCUACUAGAAAACACCACAUUCAUCCCCAGACUUCCCGAUUACGUCCACAUCCGUGACGCCCCAACGCUUGAGGAUGACCGCCCUGCUUCUCAGAGAAAGCAGUUUGAUAUCGUCAUUGCUUCGCACUCUCUAUUUGGACUCUCCCAGGAAUUCGAACGAAAGGAACAUGUUCAAAAUUUGUGGUCAAUGUUGAGCUCUGAUGGUGGCAUCUUGAUCAUCAUCGAAAAGGGUAUCCCCCGCGGCUUUGAGGCGGUUGCUGCUGCUCGUGAACUACUGUUGGAAGAAUGCAUUGCAGUUCCUGAAGGUAUGAAUACACAUUAUAGCAAUCCAACAGAUGGAAACAAUCUUGCAAGUCGAAAGACUGCUAUGAUUGUUGCCCCUUGCACAAAUCACGAGCAAUGCCCGAUGUAUCUGAUCCCCGGCAAAUCCCAAGGCCGUAAGGACUAUUGCAGUUUUCAGCAGAGAUACACCAGGCCAAAUUACCUCCAACGGGUUAUUGGUGCGACGGAUCGAAAUCAUGAUGAUGUCGAUUUCUCCUAUAUCUCUGUCAUGAAAGGAAAAGAUCUCCGUCAAAAGAUGGUAACUUCUUGGCAGCAUAUUCAGGAUCCUCUUUCUUCUCCUGCUCAGUCUGAUGUACCCGGCAACUCCAGGGAUUAUAAAUCCUUGAUGGAGAGUGUGCACAUCGGAUUUGAUAAUGUUGCACCAGGGACGACAUUAGAAAGCCCCAGUGGUCAAGGUCAAGGUACUCAGCAGGUUUCCACUCUCCCAGGUCCUUGGAACCUACCAAGACUGGUCCUACCAGCCUUGAAGCGCAAACAGCAUGUCAUCAUGGAUGUUUGCACGCCGCAAGGGAAAAUUGAACGGUGGACAGUUCCAAAGUCAUUUGGCAGACAGGCCUAUCAUGACGCUCGGAAAUCCCAAUGGGGUGAUCUCUGGGCACUGGGCGCAAAAACAAGAAUUCUUCGAAAUCUCCGAGUGGGAGAAUCCGACAGUAAGGAAGAGAAGAAAAGGAGACGCCGGUCAAGAGCAAAGGAAAAGGCUGAGGCGCUGCGCGAAGAGGAGGAAGAUAGGAGGACCGAUGAUCUUUCCCAAGCAUGGGACUUUGUGCCCCGUGCUGAACGUCAAGGCCGCGAGAGCCAGGCUAACGCAUCAGCAAAGAGCCAACCUUCGAGGCCUGCCCCGAAACCAGCUGAUGAUGUGCAAACUUUCACCUUCGAUCAUUCCGCUGCGAGAGCAAUCGACCCUACCGUACAGCCGCAACCUGCACCGGUAAAGCCAUCACCUCAUACGAGAUUCGAAAAAUUGACUUUGAGAAAGACAGCGUCGUCAAAUAUUGGGGAGCGUCCAUCUAGGCGCCAAAUCUCCCACGCAGAAGCUGAGGACCAACUUACAGCUGAAGAAGAAGCAGCACUUGCACAAUGGGCUGAAGAGUUUAACUCCGACAUCUUGCCGCGCGGCAUGAAGACCAAAGACAGAACACCACGAGGAAAGUCGAAUAGAUUUGAUGGUCGCAGACCUAAGAGAGAGAGCUUCCUCGGUCGUCCAUGA